Molecule: messenger RNA, 4406 nt
Organism: Penaeus indicus
Lineage: Eukaryota; Metazoa; Arthropoda; Malacostraca; Decapoda; Penaeidae
Product: folylpolyglutamate synthase, mitochondrial-like
Exons: 11
Coding region: 62-1927 (621 amino acids)
Biological process (GO): tetrahydrofolylpolyglutamate biosynthetic process
Cellular component (GO): cytosol; cytoplasm; mitochondrion
Molecular function (GO): tetrahydrofolylpolyglutamate synthase activity; ATP binding
Source: RefSeq, a predicted model, not a curated record
CGUGCUUGAGGACCAGCUGAUCCAAGGUCGCGGCCGAACCCACGUGCUCAGGGAGGCUGCCAUGGCGCGUCUCGCACACCUGAGUUACUGUCAGUGGAGGGGGCUGAGGGCAGCUGCAGGUCGCCUGUUCUCGCAGCCGUACGUGAUGUGGAAGCCCAAGAGAGAGUACCAGGCGGGGGUAGACCACCAGUAUGAGGAAGCAGUACAAGCCUUAAAUUCCCUCCAGACAAAUGCCUCAGUACUCCAGGUGGCUCGGGAACAGGGCUCACGCUCGGGCCUUGCCAAUAUACCCACAACUGAACGGUUCUUGAGAAAGGUUGGCGUCAGCAGGGAUGAAUUGGAUAAACUAUCAGUCAUCCAUGUUGCUGGAACCAAAGGCAAAGGAUCGACCUGUGCCUUUAUUGAGAGCAUCCUGCGGGAACACGGGUAUCGAACUGGCUUCUAUUCCUCUCCUCACUUGGUGGCUGUCCGGGAGAGAAUCAGGAUAAACGGGCAACCCAUCAACAAGGAGGACUUUGCACACUACUUCUGGGAUGUGUACAAUUCCCUAGCAAGUCAGAAGGAAGAUGAAAAGGAUAUGCCUGCAUAUUUCAAGUUCUUGACAGUCCUUGCUCUUAAAGUUUUCCUACAAGAGGAGGUGGAUGUGGCAGUGUUGGAAGUUGGAAUUGGAGGGGAAUAUGACUGUACCAAUGUUGUCAGGAAGCCUGUUGUAUGUGGCAUAACCUCACUUGAACUGGACCACACCUCAAUCCUGGGAACGACAGUUGAGUCCAUUGCCUGGCACAAGUCAGGCAUCAUGAAGCCUGGAGUGCCAACCUUCACUGUGGAAGAGCAGCCUGGCAUGGCUAUGACAGUGCUGUCAGAGAGGGCAAAGGAAAAGGAGACUAAGUUGUACAUUGUGCCACCUUUAGAGAGUUAUGGAUGGGGAUCACGGCCCUUGCAGCUGGGUCUUGCUGGUGAUGUACAGUACCGUAAUGCCUCCCUGGCACUCCAGCUCUCACAAUAUUGGAUUGACUCUCAGGUGAAAGGUUGUAGUCCCGUUAUUGACACUACGACUUCUGUAAAGGUGGAAAACUGUGGGUUCAGCAUAGCUUCGCCUUAUACACUAGCUGACGAAGAAGUGUGUGGGUUGAGGUCGGUGGUGUGGCCAGGCCGUUCACAGGUGUUGCCAUUGGGUUCGCUAAAGUUUUUCAUUGAUGGCGCUCACACUGAGUCCAGCAUGCAGGCAUGUGUGGACUGGUUUUCAAAGACUGCACCACUGCACGCUCCUGCCCAUGAUAAUGCUACUGUGUACCGUGUCCUUAUGUUUAAUUCCACUGGUGACCGCAACCAUGAGACCUUGUUGGAGUGCCUUUCUGAGUGUGAUUUUGAUUUGGCUGUGUUUACAACCAAUCUUGUCACAACAUCCAUGAGUGCAUCAUCAGAUCAGACGAACUAUACUGUAUCUCAGGAUCAGAUGCACCUCCGUUGUGAGAAGCAAAGGAGCUCAUGGAUCAGAUUAAGGAGAAAUCGUAAGGCGAUUCAAGAAAGCAUCUGUGUUGAAGAUAGGGAAGCCCCAUUGCUUCAAGAGCAGGUUUCCAAUGACUUCACUGAGAGUUUGAGCAACCUUCCAGCUAUGGAUGUGCCUAGCAUAAUAUUUCCUUGCAUCCAUGAUGCACUGAAGUGGCUGUCUUGUGGCCGUGAAGCAAUGCUGCAAGGGGACCUCCUGCAGCCUCCUGCUUUUCCACCUCCUAGAAAACUGGAGGAGGCCUCUCAGGUUCAGAUCCUGGUGACUGGGUCUCUGCAUCUAGUAGGUGGAGCCCUCAGUGUCCUUGAUCCUGGGCUGUCCUGUGCCACACACACCCGACACUCUCCCACCAAGCCUCCCUCACUGAGUGAUUUGGUCCGUAGCACCUACGCUGAAGUAUCAUCACCUGGGGCACCUUGAUGCAUUGGACAUCAUAAGGCCUUGACUUUAUUGCAUUUAUGGAAUUAGGCCAUUUUUGUUCAUUACAGUAAGUUGUUCUUGUUGUUACUGGAUAUAAACUUAGAAAGCUGGAAAGUACACACAGCCAACACAUUGCUCACACAUAGCUCAUACUUCAAUGCUUAUUAUACAAUUCAGUAUUCAACUUGCUAUUUUAACAUGAAUUUAAUUAUUUUUUCAUACUUACCAUUCUUCUGUUAAUCCCUAAUUCUGUUCCCUGCUUUUGAAUUAUAUCAUUUUCUUCUUUAUUUUUAAUUUUGUGUAAAGCAGAUUUUGAUGUUAAUCCAUUCAUGCCGGGAACAUUGACUAUUCAUUUUUUUUUUUUUUUUACAUGUGAUGGCUGUACAAAUUCUGAGUCACUAAAAUGUCAAUUACUAGGCUUACUUGAUCUGACCACUUUAACCACUUUAAUAACAUCAUAAUUAUUGUAAUAAUGUUGAUAACAAUAAUAGUAGUAAUAAAAAUAAAAUCUAUCUUGCCUGAAUAAUUAAGGAAUUAGGUAGAUAGUAAGGGUUAGCUUAGUAAUUGACUUAUUAAUGGUACUGCAUUGCAUACAAAUGAAUAAAUAAGUAUAUAGAUAAAUAAAUAAAUAAAUUCAUUAAUAGAUAAAACAAAACUUUACAUGACAAUGGAUGAAUGCAUUCACUUCUAUUGUCAACAGUUAAAAGAAUUAACAGUGUUGUGAGCUUUUGUAUUUCAAGGUACUUGUGUCAUGAUUCUGAGAGUUAUAUGGAACAAGUUGAAAUAUAAAGAUCACAAUUGAGUUUUUUAUGUUAAAUCACUGACUGCCUUUGGCUUAUGAAUGCAAAUAUGUACACAUAUAUUUACACUGUUAGCCCACUCGUCACAGAUGGCGAGAAUACUUAUGGCUGUACAAGUGCUUAUUCACCAAGGAGUCAAUUAUUAGUCCUACCUAUCUCACCUGAAAGUGUCUUUUGUAUUAUUUCAUUGUCUUUAAUAUUACCAAGAUUUUAAUAACAAUUUAAUCAUCAUAAUAAGAAUAAUAACAGUGUUGACAUCAAUAGUAUUAAAACACACAUUUUCCUGCCAACUCAAGGAACGGGGAAAUUAGGAUCAGUCACUAGGGUCUAAUGCUUGACUCCUUACUGGCUGAGCACAUGUAGAGGCAUCUGUAUAUAGCAAAAUUCUCAAGAAACUACAGGGAACAUGGCAUAAAUCCGUGGUAACUGGGUCAAAUAUGGGAAAUGUACAAUUAACCCAAUGCCGCCGGGGAAAAUGAACAAAAAAUGGGGAAAAUGCUGUGCCUAUUUUCUAUGUUUUUUCUAUGCUCUGCUAACGCCUGAUUUGAAAUGGCGGGAAAAAACGUAUUUUUCACUAGUGCUAUGAAAAUCAAUGGUGUUAUUUUUACUAUAAACAUUAUAAUUUUUAUGUUUAUUAACAUUAGUAACAGCAAAAUAAGAUAAUGUAAAAUAUUUUGUAAAUCAAAGAAAAGGGUAAACGGGUGAGACGGGCAGUACUCGUAACUGGCUCGUUGGGGAGUUAGUACAAGUGUUGCCAUCUAUGUGUAAAAACAAUCAAACAAGUACUCACGGUGGGCAUAGCACGUACGUACACGUCAUACCCGUCGGUAUUGGGUUAAGGCAAAAAGAAAAAAAACAAACUUUUUAGUGUUUCAAGAAAUGUACAAAAUGAUAUUUUAUAUUGUUUCUACUAAGUUUGACUGCUGUGAAUUCCCACAAUAGAGAAUUAGGAAAAAAAAAUUUUUUAAUACAAGGGAUAAUUAUCUGUGCUAUAUUGUUUUAGUGUCCUUAUUCACUUUGAUAGCAGUUAAGAUAUCAAGACAUGUUUAGAGAACAAAAAGAGGUUCUAGAUGGCUUUUUCAAAUGAUGGUCCACAGGUGCAGUCAUGCUACUUUUAAAGAAAAUUUAAAGUUGGAUGUGCUCUUUCAUGAUAACUUCAGUUUUCUUUUCUUUUCUUUUCCUUUUUUUUGAUAAGUUACCAGUAACAUCUUAUAGCUUGACAAGUAAAGUAUGUGUAAAUUUUGCUGUUCAUUGGCUGCAUAAUUCCAAAUUGACUAAUUGUAGCAAGCAGGCUUCAAUCUCAUGUCUGCAAUUGCUGUGAAAAUCUGAAAACAUGGAAAAAUAGUUGAAAAAGUUGAGUUCAUUGGAAGCAUAAAAGAUUAUGUCAAAAUAGUUGGUACAUUUGGACUUAUGAACAAAGGAUAUUGUAUGUUAAUAAUACUAUAUUUAAUUUUUUUAUGGGUUUUUGUCAACUGUUAUUGUAAGUGCAUUUUUCAAAUAAGCUAGAUAACCAGAGUAAUUUACCAGUUGGGACUUGUACUUUAGGGAAGAGUUUUAAUGCUUGUUUGGAUAUGAUUCAGGUGUGGUUUUAAUGCAGUUAUGAGAACUUUCUAUGAGUGAAUUUCUUUUCCCUUUUCUUUUUGUACAAGUUCUCUGAAGAAUAAUUAUAUCAAGAUAUU